AAAAUAAACUUGUUUUUCAUGGUUUCUUUUUAUUUUAUUAUAUUGAAAAGAAUUAAACAUAUAAAUAAGUUACAAAAGAUAAAAUUACAUCUGAAUUUUAAAAUUUUUUUAUUUUAAUAAUAGGGAAAAAAUGUAAGCAUGAUCCCUGUUCUUAUUUAAUUUAAUUUAUAGUAUAGAGGAAAACGAAUGCCGAUGUCAGUCACCACCCCAAAGGCAGUAACUCGCUGUUUCAGAAGCGCAAGAGAAAGCGAAUCUAAUCUGCAAAAAGGGUUUUUCAUUCUUAAACGCCGUUACCGAACUGAAGAACCCAUUUUUUAUGAUUUUACCUCUCUCUCUCUCUCUCUCUCUCUCUUCUUUAUGCCUGGCCGCGACUGUUUCCCACGCGCCACCCUUUUCCUCCUCUGCGGUCAGCUGACACUCAAACCUCCGGUGUCAUCAGUCGUCAUUCGCAUUUAAGUUUACCUCCUCCUCCUCCGUCGUCUUCUUCGGUAAAGUUCGUCUCUUUGAAAACCAACUUAAACUGUUAGGGGGCCUUUGUUUUUCCGGUCAAUCUUUUCUGUUUUCUUGAAUUCGUUUGGACGGUGAGAAAUCCCAGCAGAAAAUUCUUCUUUUUUUAGUCAGAAAAGUAAAAUUCAGACUUUAAUUGCUUUUGUCUUGCAUGACUGGUUUGCUCUCUCUUUUUUUUUUCGGCUGAUUUUGUGCUCUGCAACUGUACGUAUCUGUGAAAGCGGUUUAUGUCAGCAGCAGCCAUUAGAUUCUGUUAAUAGAUACCGAUAAUUCUACUCUGUAUAAGGCGCCAUCGCCAUGUCGAGAUAUUCAAAUGGGAAAGGUUCCUCAGGUCGGCAAGGGCAGAAAGCAAUAGUGCCAAAGCCUGAAAUGUUGGAUUUUGAUUUGCCUGAGGAUGCUCUUUACUCCCGACCCGUUGGGGUACGACUGUGACUCCCCAUUUUUUUUACUAUCUUUUUUAUCACUGUAUAUAGUUUGCGUGAAUUUUCCAUCUUCAUUUUAAGGUAUGAACACAGUGCAUAGCAUUAUGAGUGAACAUUGGGUUUUCUUUGCCUGCCUCAACCUCUCUUAGUGGAUUCUUAGCACAACGUUGCAAGUUCAUCUGGAAGCAAUGUAAGAUCAUUUUUCAUUGGGAUGGGAUUUUCGCCAUCUCUCGUUGAGAAAGUCAUUGAAGAAAAGGGUGAAGACAAUGCUGACUUGUUACUGGAGACUCUUGUUGAAUAUGCUGAUGUUCGAAAAGUAAACACUCACCCAUCAGCUUCUCUGGAUAGCUUAUUUGCUGACAAGGAUGGAGGCCGUUGUCCAGAAAUCUCCACUUAUAUUCAACCAAAAGAGGAGCCUAAUGUAUUUGAUGAAGUUCAUGUUGACAAAAGAGCAUCUUUACUGAUGAUGAGUUUUUCUGUAAAUGAAAUCGAGUUUGCAUUGGACAAACUUGGUGAACAUGCUCCACUAAAUGAAUUAGUGGACUUCAUUGCAGCUGCUCAAAUAGCAGAAGAAUUUGAGAAGGAAUCAGAAGAUUCACUCAGCAGUGAGGAAGAAAAGGAUCAGAAUGUUACUAAUGAAUUUCUGUUUGGGACGAUGGAGAAGACACUUCACUUGCUUGAGAUGGGUUUCUCCGAGAAUGAAGUUUCAAUAGCAAUUGAGAAGUUUGGUUCAGAAGUUCCAAUUGCAGAGCUUGCGGAUUCAAUUUUCACUGGUCAAAUUGCUGGUAACUACACUGAAAGUAAAAAGUUCACAUCUGCAGCUCUGCGCAGAGGCUUGAUACAUAACUCAUGUGAUACAGUGAAGAUUGAAACUGAGGAUUGCAGUUCCAGUGCUGUUCCUCAGUCAAGAAAUAUUAACAUAGGGGAAUCAUGCAAAGGGAAAAGACCUAAAGAAGAAAGUUUUGAUGACUUCCCAGUUUCUCUUCCUCAGUUCAAGCAAUCUAGUUAUGAGAAAAAGCACAAAGGGAAAAGGCCAAGGCAAGACUAUGUAGAUAAUACAAGUUCUGUCCUUGAUCCAGCAUGGCUUGAAGAGAAAAUAAACCCUAAUAUCAUCAGAUUUGAGAUGCCCAGACCUUUCAAAUCCAAUUCAUGCGAGAGUGUGGACAAGAUGGUAGCCAAACCUCCAUAUUUUUUUUAUGGGAAUGUUGUCAAUAUGUCUCCUGAUUGUUGGGCCAAGGUUUCACAGUUCUUGUACGGAAUCGAGCCUGAAUUUGUGAACACUCAGUUUUUCUCUGCCUUAAGCAGAACAGAAGGCUAUGUACACAAUCUUCCAGGGGGAAACAGGUUUAACAUCCUUCCAAAGUCACCAUUGACUUUACAGGAUGCAUUGCCGCAUACAAAGAAGUGGUGGCCAUCUUGGGAUACAAGGAAACAGUUGAGUUGCAUGGGUUGUGAAGUUAAUGGAGUAUCAAAGCUAUGUGAUAGGCUUGGGAAGAUAGUAGCUGAUUCUGGAGGAGUACUUUCAUCAGAUCAGCAGAAAGACAUGCUUCGUCAUUGCAAGAUAUCAAAUCUCGUAUGGGUUGGCCCGUACAAGUUGGGCCUUGCAGAGCCUGGACAUUGGGAGCAUAUUCUAGGCUACCCAUUGAACCACACUAAAGCUCUGGAGAAUGACUCGACUCGAAGGCUACAAUUACUCAAGCAAUCGUUCCAAACUGACACUUUGGGUUAUCAUCUCUCUGUUUUGAGGUCAAUGUAUCCUAGAGGGUUGACUAUGUUAUCUGUUUUUAGCGGCAUUGGUGGGGCUGUGGUUACUUUGCAUCGGCUGGGCAUCCACUUGAAAGGUGUUGUCUCUGUAGAGACAUCUGAAGCUAGGCAAAGUAUUCUUAAGAAUUGGUGGCAAAGUACCGGACAAACUGGAGAGUUGGUGCUGAUAGAAGACAUUCAAAAGCUAACCAGUAAAAAACUUGAGAACCUCAUUGAUAAAUUAGGCGGUUUUGACUUCGUAAUCUGUCAAAACUCUAGCAGUUCCAUGACGGGUCCAGAAGAUGAUAGGCUGCCAGGCUUUGACUUCUCUUUGUUUUAUGAAUUUGUUCGUGUAUUGCAACGUGUAAGAAGUAUGAUGGAGAGGAGAAGCUAACUCUUGAGUCCCUCUGUCCAUGUAAAUGGUAUGCUGAUUAAUAAUGAGUUAUCUAAUUUGGCCAGAUGAGGCUUUGGGUA
Molecule: messenger RNA, 3146 nt
Organism: Theobroma umbraticum
Lineage: Eukaryota; Viridiplantae; Streptophyta; Magnoliopsida; Malvales; Malvaceae
Source: RefSeq, a predicted model, not a curated record